Messenger RNA from Plasmodium relictum, 1335 nucleotides. Its product is annotated as DNA-3-methyladenine glycosylase, putative. Gene Ontology annotation, molecular function: alkylbase DNA N-glycosylase activity; DNA binding. Gene Ontology annotation, biological process: base-excision repair. The transcript has a single exon. Bases 1 to 1335 code for a protein of 444 amino acids. The record is from RefSeq and is a predicted model, not a curated record. Lineage: Eukaryota; Apicomplexa; Aconoidasida; Haemosporida; Plasmodiidae.
AUGGCAAUUUCAAAUAAAAAGGAUAUGAAGCGAAAGUUGAAUAUUAAAAAAAAAAAAUUAAUGGAAGAAGUAAAAAUAUUAGAAAAGAAAAAAUCUAUUGAUAUAUCUUAUUUACCUUAUGUUUAUAUAUUAUUAAAAUAUUUCUUUGAAAAUAAUAAUAUCCAUAUUUUAAAUGAGUUUUUUUAUCUUCAAGACAAUGUUCUAAGUAUAACUGAAGAUUUAAUGGGGCAUAUAUUGUGGGUAUUCGAUGAAAAGGAAAAUAAAUUAUAUGGAUCAAGAAUAGUUGAAUUAGAAUCAUAUAAUGGUUCAACGGAUAAAGCGUCACAUGCAUAUAAUAAUAAAAAGACGAAUAGAAACCUGUCUAUGUUUGAAAAAGGAGGAAUAAGUUAUGUAUAUAUAUGUUAUGGUAUUCACAACUGCUUGAAUAUAGUAACAAAUAUAGAAAAUAUUCCUGAAGCUAUUUUAGUUAGAUCUCUUGAACCAAUUUAUAACAUUGAAUAUUUCUUAUCAAACAAAUAUAAAAAUGUUUCUGAAUUUUUAUAUUCAAAGAAUUUCUCUGAAAUUAUUAAGGAAUGUAAGGCAACAGAUAAUGAACAUAAGAAAAAAAUAAAUAGUAAUUUUAAAGAUUUAAUUAAUAAACAUAAUUAUUUAAAAAAUAUUGAAAAAAUAAAUCAUGUUUUAAAAAUGAUAAAUAAAAAAAAAUUAGUAAAAUUAUGCAGUGGUCCUGGUUGUGUAACGAAAUGUCUAGAAGUAACAAGACAAGAUGAUAUGAAACGAUUUUAUAUUGAUUUAUAUAAUAAUAAUAAAAAAAAAGAAGAUAAUUUAAAGAAAGAAGCAAACUAUAAUAAAAAUAUGACCUACAUCAAUAAUAAUAAUAAAAGUUCUAAGUAUUUUGACAACUCAAAACUUUUAAAUAAUAAAAGAGGAAAAAAAGAAAAUGUAAAUAAUAAUGUUUCUGACAAUUACAGCAGUAAUAAUGAAAUAUUACAUGAAUCAAAUACAAAUAUAAAAUCAAAUUUUUACUUUUCAUCUAACAUAAAAAAUAUAGAAAAAAGUAGGUUUUUUAUAAGUAUUUGCCCAACAGUAAAUGAGAUUUUAUAUUUUUAUGAAACAUUAAGAACCCAUAAAAAUGAAGAAGAGUACUUUAUAAAGAAUAUAUAUAAUGAAUAUAAAAUAUAUUUAUUAGAAUAUUUUGAUUAUAUGAAAUGGCAAAAAGAUAAAUUAACUAUUCAAAAAGAUAAAAGAAUCGGAAUUGGUUAUGCAGAAGAAGCUGCAUUAUUUGAGUAUCGAUUUUUAUUAAAGAAUCAUCCAUCUGUUACAUUUCCUCCUAAGUAA